Molecule: messenger RNA, 4694 nt
Organism: Bradysia coprophila
Lineage: Eukaryota; Metazoa; Arthropoda; Insecta; Diptera; Sciaridae
Source: RefSeq, a predicted model, not a curated record
UUCGCCGUUCAUGUUGUACAUUUGUCUUAACAUUGGCUUCGCGGUUCGCUGUUUUUUUUUCUUUCUUGUAUCCAUAAAUUUUUAUGUGCAGUACGUGCUAAAUAGAAACAUAUAGCUCGCGUUUUUUGUUUUCCACCUCGUUGAUUUUGACUCAGACUUUUAGUGUUAAAAAAGAAAUUGUUCUUCGAUACAGAUAGAGAGAGAGAGAGAGGAGAAAAACCAUUAAACUUUUAAAUAACCAAAUUUUGUUACAAUCACAAAAAAAACUUGUGUUAAAUAUCACAGCAUACGACAAUUGUUUUAUAUACACAUCUCCACCGAUCAUCUGGAUUAUAUGGACUAAAUAUUGUGUACACAUUGCCGACAUGGGAUGUAACAUCUUUAUUAUGAACCGGUAAUCAGCUCAGCUUUAGAGAAGAUAAUGGUUAACAGAAGUGUUCUCAUCAACAACCACAAUUUAAACGUUGGAGUGUAAAAAAAAGUUGCUUUUUCUUCUCUUCCACUCUUAAACCAUAAAGUUAAACUCAUGGAAGUGUGAAUGAUGGAUCUGUAUACACCGAAAGUAAAUUAAUCAAUUUGUAAAUAAAUAAAAGCGAGGCAUCAACAACAAUUUAAUAAAUCAAAGAGCAUUUUCGAAUCCACUAUACACACACACGUUACUUGACUAUUUUAUGGUAUGUGGAUUGUGUGUUAGAUGUAAAAUCCAUGUUGACGCAUGAAUGACCGUUAACACUCGAAACCAUUCAGUUCGAGUACGAGAAAUGCUUGCCAAUUGAGAUUUCGGUGGAAGAUGAGCAGACAAAACUUUUUUUUCAUGUUUCCAAUUGUGAAUUGAGUGAUCUUCGUUAUACGAAAAAUUAUUUACGAAAAAAAUUAAAAACAAAUUAAACACCUCAUUUGGUAUUACAACCGCAGAACCGUUAGAUUAUUUCGUUGAUUGUAUGAACUCAUCAUUUAAUAAAUAAUACCAAAAAGUGAUCGAAUGAACUGUUGGCAUGACACGCGUGUUAUUUAACAAUAAUUAAAAAUUCAAAAAAAAAAACAUUUUUUUCGCCUUAUAUUCUGAGUGACUCACUAGUUCAAUAAAAACCUUAUAAUUGAUUGGCUGGAUGAUUGGUCGAAUGCAGGAUGAUUUUAUUCCGUCAAAAUGGUAACGUGCAAUAUCGAUUCGAAUGCAAAAAUGAAUAGACAACGACGAGGUAGAACAUCUAGCAAUUCAUCGGGAUUCCGUUUGCUGGACGAUCAAUGUGACACCGUUUCGAGUGUCAGCCGAAAUUCCAUUUACAAGCAGAAAAUCGAUUCAAUGUUUGACGACUCAAGGUCGAUAAUAAGCCAACACCUCGAUGACCGAAAUUCCGUACGUUCCGAUCGAAAGAGCAAUUCGAAUCGGGGCAGUUCAGUUCGAUCAUCACGAUACAACUACAGAAGCCAGCUGCAAAAUGUUAUCGAAGACGAUGUUCAACGAGUUAGCAAUACUGUUCAAGCUCAAAUUGAACGAAUGUUCACCGAUGUUGUCAAGGAUACGACGUCGUGCAGUUUUCCGGUAAAAUGUUUGGGCUCACUACCACUGCGCGACAAAGUCACAAGUUUGGUUGGUUUGCAGGAGCCACUGCGAAAAUUGUAUUUAAGCGGUGCUGGACAUGGCGUUCAGAAUGCGGGUACCUUGGAUAUAUGUGCAAGUGGCAUGCGCGUAAAGUUGAGUAACAGUCAAGACAUGCAAAUGACUCCUUUUCAUCACAUUGCUGUGUGGUCAGCUGUUAAAUUUAUCGUCUCUGCUGCUGAAGGUGGUGCUGCAUUUUUGCCACUUAUUACCGAUCCGGAAAACAUUGAUAAAAGUUCCCUGUUCAGUCCGUUGAGUGCCGCCGACAGACGAAGAUUAUCCUCCAGUCUGCAUGCACCGAUUUUUGCUGUGGUAAUGCGUUCAAUAAAGGUUCAACGCCAGCUGGAGUGUCAUGCGUACGUUUGCCAAACGCCAGAAGAUGCAAUUGUGAUAGCUGCAACUUUGUAUCAAAGUUUAAUGGCCCAUAUGGGCAAUAGUCAGAAUCAAAAGCCUCGUAAGCCUCGUAAUCAGAAUGGCGUUAGUUGCAUUAGCAUCGCAAGUAGCUCCGUGACCAAUGGCCGUUACAAUGAGAGUUUAUCGAAAAUCAUUCAAAAUAAGCUCGAAGUGCCCAGACACAAACCGCCACCAGUGCCAUCGAGGCCACCACGCAAAAAACGAAGCGCUACGAGCUCGUUAAGUGGUGAAAGUGAUGUGAUAAGGGAAGCCCAUAUUCAGACCUCGACCGAUGAACGAAAGAAAAAAAGCCAUAAAACGAGACGUGCACCGCCAGUACCUGGCACACAGCAGAAAGACCAAGCAGUGGGUGAUAUUUUGACAAGGGUUGCAAUUCCACGGUCCGGAAGUUUCCUAAACACAAGUGGCCUAACUCGCUACAAGUCCAGAGCAACUCGACGACCGUCGAAACCAGGCGGAGGUGGAGGUAGAUCGCCGCUGGGUUUCAGUGAACUGUUCAACGAAUUCCGUUUGCAGGAGAAUCUCCAUUCGCUGGACGAUAUUCUGAACGCUAUAAUCAAUUCGGAUGGCAUGUCCUUCAAUGACCUGAAACCGAUCUACAAGGAAUUUCUGCUGAAACUCGCUGUGACUCUGACAAAGGACGAACUAUAUCAGAGAUCAAAAAGCAUAAUGCGUCGACAGAAGAAGAAGAAGUUGCGACGCAAGAAAAGUAUGGCGCUGACGCAUCGCAAGGGAUUGAUCUUGGGCUCGAAGUCGCUAAAGAAAGUUUUUAGUAAAUUUCGGAGCAAAAAUGUUCCCGCCAAAUAUUCGAAAAACUUAGGCGACAAUUUGAGUAAAAACAACAAAAUCGAUCACACCGGCACUAGUAGCUCAGAUGUAUCCGAACCUCGCCUGGAACAUACACUGAAUCAACAGAACCGAAACAGCUCUAGCGGAUACGUGUCUUGCUCUGAAUGCAGUUACGAUUCAGAAGCUUGUACAUGCACAUCAGCUGAUCGGUGCUACUGUAGCCUGGGCGCUGACCACGAGAACGUUAAUUCAAAAUUGGCCAAGCCAACUAAUCGAGACUCACUGUUUUCAUGCAAUACGGAGGACAAAUGUUAUUGCUCAAUCAGCGAAAGUAAUUGCAACGAAUCGGAUACGACGUGGUGCGAUUCGGACAGUUGCAUCAGUGCGAGUAAAUGUUAUUGCAAGGGCCACAAAGAUGUAACGAUUCGUCGGCUUGCGUACAAAAAGGACAAUUUGGCACUGGAUUACGAACUGUUUACGGUCGGUGGAGGUGGUGGUAAGCAUGUGGAGGCGCACGAAGCGUUAAGUGUUAAGAAAAGUGUAGAGAUGGCAGCACUUUUCGCAGAUGUUCGACUGAGUCAAACUACAGACAUAACUAAUAUGGUGAAAAAUCACAACAAUCGGAAGAAAUGCGAGAAGGUGGCGAACAAGAAGGGUAGUGUUAAGUCGAAUAGCUCGGAAGUUGUGCUACGGAAGAAGAACGUUGAGCACUUCAACAAAUUUGGUAAAAAUGAGGAAAUUUAUCAAGCUCUACCGAGACCGGUUAGCGCAACGCUAGAGGAUUCGUUAGGAUAUUUGCCAUAAAUUUUUCAUUUUUCGUCAGACGAAUUCGGAGUGACAGAAACGGUUCUCAAUAACCGAAUCUCUGUGACUGUUCAGGCUCGCAGAGACGAAGCAGAUAGUUAAGGAGCUGCAGUUACAUUUUAGAAAUAAUUUACUUAGAGUUACGUCAUAGUGUAGGCUGCCUUGGUAAUAAUGUCAGGGCAGCAUUCAUUGACUGGUUUUAUGUAGAAAGAGUUGACUUUGCGCAAGAGACAGCUCACUCGUUCCACCAUCUGUGAAAUGUGUCGACUUCAGGAUUAUUACGAAAUCAAGUAAUUGAUUCCACAAAUUCCACAGUCAAACAAAUUCACACGUGUGAACUUACUCCGCGCACUCGCACCGCUUAGUUCUCUGUUUACACAUAACAGUCCCUUCAAACAAUGGGAAAGAUAUUUUUAUCGUUUCCACAAACCACGGCAGAGUAAAAGUUAACCUGACAGGAGCGGUUCAUUAUUGAAACGUCAAAGGAGGGACCUAAUGCGCUCCUGCCUGGGUUACUUUUACUCUGCCGUGCACAAACUGGUCAAGUAAACGGCGUAGGUGCGUGGAGGCCUUUAACCUAAGUAUCUUGCUGAGAGAAUUAAUUCUUUACAAAUUUCGAAAUCAGUUUGAGCGGAAAGCUUUCUAAUCCUUCUAUAGAUCACAUAAAAUACGAAACUUUCAUUUUCGGUCAAACUCACCCGGUAAUCUCGUUCGUCCUAUUUAUUUGGAUUUAUUGUCAACGUUCGAAUCAGGAGCAAGAAAAUCGUUCAAUUCAAAUACAUUCUCUACGUCCUUGGUACAUGUUCUUUUUUCCAAACCCUCUGCAUUGUGGUGAUCUGACGUUCUCGGUAGAGUUUACAGUGAACCCUUUCCCCUUUCGCGAAAAUAUAAAUUUUUAUUGGUUAUGGGACCGUCAGUUUUUAUAAUGGGAAUAUUUUCUAUUUUUUUUGGGGUCAGGUGAUUGGAUAGAUGUUAAGACUUUAAAUUUGUAAGAUUUUAUGUCGAUCGAUAUUAAGACAAAGACUUAAAGUUAACUGUGCAAUAUUUUUGAAAAGCUGUGUAAUUUAUCAUACAAAUAAAUAUAUUU